Zootermopsis nevadensis is the source of this 4731-nucleotide messenger RNA. RefSeq lists its product as uncharacterized. NCBI's taxonomy places the organism in Eukaryota, Metazoa, Arthropoda, Insecta, Blattodea, Termopsidae. Gene Ontology annotation, biological process: regulation of transcription by RNA polymerase II. Gene Ontology annotation, cellular component: nucleus. The record is from RefSeq and is a predicted model, not a curated record. Gene Ontology annotation, molecular function: RNA polymerase II cis-regulatory region sequence-specific DNA binding; protein binding; DNA-binding transcription factor activity, RNA polymerase II-specific.
CUUGUCGCUCAUUCGCCAUGUUGCAGAUCGAUAAGUACGGAGGGCAGGACAUAAAGAGGAUAGGAUAUUAUAGCAGAUUAUAAAGUUUUUGUGCGAGAUUGGAUACAUUAGAAUGUAGUGAUGCCCAAAAAAAGUACAAGAGACAGCAGAUCCAUAGGAAGAACUGGAUGGAAACCAAAGACAGUUAAACGAAACUCGAAUGAUAAGCGAAUCUUCAACAAUAUAUAUAUUGGUGCUUGUAACGCUAGGAGGUGGAUUAUAUUGAAGAAGAGAUUAGACUACCAUAGUGAUGUGGAUUUUGUUGCGUAUUUAUUGGAUCUUGCAGAGCCUCAGUCGGUAAAGGGUACAGUGCUCCCAAAGUCUGAUGAUGCAGAUAAGAAAGAUGACGACAAGGAUGAUAGUGCACCAGUGAGGGAGUUUGAAGAGGACACAAAUGACAGCACGAGCUCAGUGCAGCAUGAAAUCAGCGAUGAUGGGGAAUGGCGACCAUCUGGCACAGCAGCAGAUGGCCCAUUGCGUCGCAGUCCUCGCAAACAAAAUAUUCCUGUGCGAAUCCAUGUCCGUCGAAGUGCACGCAACAUGGUUACAGAACGAAAGCAAUUUAAGAAAGACGAGAACUCAAAAGGACAGGCACUCAUCACGGUAACAGAUAGCAGUAUUGUCAUUGAGGAAGUGGAUGCUGCAGGCAUCAUCACUACGGAUGAGCAUUUAAAGACCGAGGUGGUGCCAGGUGAGGAAGAGAAAGAACCUGUAAGUGAGGAGGUCCCAGUGGAGCAUCCCCCUGUCGAAAAACAGAAGGAGGAGCCGGUAGAUGAGGACGUUGGUGACCCCAAGAAGUCAUCUGUUAAAGUAGACUGCUGUGAUGAGGCUGUCGUAGUGGCAGGCCUGGAAAGUGUGGGCAUGUCCCUGGAGCAGGUGCACAUCGAGGUUGGGGAGCGUGUCAAGCUCAAGAGACGCAAGAAGAAGAGAAGUCACAAUGCUCAGGAGCCAAGCAUAGAUGUCAGAAGUAGCACAAAACACAAGCGGAAGAAGCACAAACGUGGGGAACAUAGUACAAAGAAAAAACACCAUGAUAUCCGCAAGGCACCACAAGACGGGAUCCCACAGGAUGAGUCCAAAGAGGUGAUGCCAGAGACAGAGAGCAGAGAGCAGGCUGAUGUGUCAUCAGGGGAUCAGGGACCAAAUUGCAGUGAUGAGCUGCAGCUUCCCCAGCCACAACAGCGAGUUGCCAUCCGUAUUAAGCUGUGUUGUGACUGCAAUUUGAGACAUGUACAGGAUGCGUGUCCACUCCGUAAUCCUGCGAUAAUCAUUGGUGAUGCUGUGAUAUUUGGACAGUGGCAGAGUGAAAAGAAACAGGUUCGGACUAAGCCACUAAGUUGUGAUGGGGAAGGGACCCCAGAAAAACAUUCAAAUGCUCAGAGUGACUCAACGAAUGGUGUGAUUUCUGUAAACAGUGGGGAAAUUGGUGGAUUGAACAAGUAUGAUGACAGAACAUUCUUGGAAGAGACACAAGGUGAUAGCAUUCCAGACUUAGGUCAUUCUAACUUAAAGGGAGACAGCACCGACAGCUCAGAGUGCACCACUGAUGUGAAGCUGUUCUCAAUGGGCACAUCUGAACAGAGGCUUUGUUUUGCUGAGGCAUCACUGCCUGUAGGUCUGGAAUUACAGGUGUGUGAUCCAGCCCAUGGGCUCAGUGUUGUGACACGCUGCCAUCUGAGGCAGUACACACAGUUUGGGCCACUUGUGGGGCAGCCAAUCAAGGAGAUGGACAUUCCUGAUGACUUUAACAUGAAGGACAUAUGGGAGGUUUUUACUGACAAGGAUCGGCAGUACCUGAGCACAUUUGAUCCUGAUGGUUCCAACUGGUUACGGUAUGUUCGGCCUGCCCCAGCACGGGAGCAGCGUAACCUGGCACCUGUUGUGCGGCAUGGAGAGCUGUAUUUUGUGACUGUCACAGAAAUUAUAGAGGGAGAAGAGCUGCUGUAUUGGUCAGAUGAUACAGCCACCAGUUGGUCUAAGAAGAAGAUGGAGAAGACAAACUGUGGGGGUUGCAAUCUACGUUUUUCACACCCACUAUACUAUCGCAUGCACUGCACUGUGUUCCACGAUCCCAACUUCAGCCUCACAAUUCGCAAGUACCACUGCAAGGUUUGUGGCACGGCUGUUCUGGGCAAGGAGAAUAUCAUGAAACAUGCAGCUGAGCUGCAUGAUGGCAAGGGUGCAUACCAGUGCCAGUACUGCAAAAAGUUCUUCCUGCGUCUUAACUACCUGGAGAUGCAUCGUACAUAUGGCUGUGCAUCAAAUCCACAGCGUACACGACCGCUAUGUGAUUUCUGUGGGAGAAAGUUUUGUCAACCUCAGAAACUAAAAGUCCACAUCAAACGCAUGCAUAGUGACAUGGCAGAGGUUCUUCGAGAGUUCCAGUGCAAGAUUUGUCUCAAGCUUCUUGGUUCUCGAGCUGCCUUGCAGCGCCACAUGAAGGAGGUGCAUCACAAGGAUAUUGUGGGAGCCUGCACCUGUGAUCGCUGUGGCAAGAUGUUCCAAAAUAAGUCAAAUCUUAAGAUACACAUGUUGACACAUUCCGGCGUCAAGCCUUUCAAAUGUAAGGAGAAUGGGUGUGUGGCAGCAUUCACGACCAAACAGUGCCUCCAGUUCCACUAUAAGAAGGUGCACAGUUUCUCUGAAGAGACGAUGCCUGUUAUUGAACGUUCAGUCGCUUACACAUUUGAUGCUUAUUCUGGUGGUAUUGUUGAAGAACCUGGACGUGGGAAGACACCGCGGUUUGACAAGGAGAGACGUAACUCAACAGACAACAACAGCAGCAGUUUGCUAUCACUGGAUGAGAGUAGUUCAGCAUCCAGUGUUAAAGCUGAUGUCUCAGGCACCAGCUCCACAACUGAAUGCAACAGUGGUCAAGAUGAUAACAGGGGUGUGAAAGAUGAUCCUCCCCAGCUAACACCACCUCCUCCACCUCAACCCAAUGAACACACAGGGCAGCAGCCCCCGACAUUGGAAGCUUACAUCACACCACCCCCUGGAAAGGUAGUGAUGAGCAAGGGUAGUAAGAAGUGGUUGGGAGAUCCCACACCCUUGGAAGCCCCCAGACCAUUGCCUGAGAAGAGCCCUCUGUAUGAACUGGAUGGGGGGAAGGGACCAGAUGAGGAUGUAACUAUGAGUGUAGCAGAGCCAGAAUGCCGAAAGACACCUCCACCUAUAUACCGACGGCCUGAGUCAUCAUCUAAUGCAAGUUUGUUAGUGGAGGCAGCCCUAGAUGCAGCUGAACGUGACAUAGAUAUGUCAGGGGUUGUGACUUCUCCCACAGUGAUUACAGCAAAUGACAAACAGAACAGUGAGCCCUUGUACCCACAUCACUUAGUGAAUGGGCAUCUGGCACCCUCACCAUCUCCUUCCACUGACCACAUGGACAGUUACACACUGCAGUCUCCUGCUACAACCCCUGACCCACAGGAGGGUUCCCCUUCAGGACACUUGCAACACCUGGAGGGCUAUACAUCGCCACCACGCAUGCAUUACAGCAUGCAUCAUCAGGAGGACCUUAUCUCCCCAGCUGAGACACCUCAUCCCACUGGUUACAUGCAUCACUCUGAGGAGAUGUCACCUGACAAUCAGCGAGGUGGUCACAUGGAGGGCUACAGUCCUCAUUAUGAGCUGCACCAUCAGGUGCCCACAGACAACCUGUCUAGUGAUGAAGGGGAAGGGGCACAGAACCUAAGUUUGGGUCUCAAGGAGAAGGCAGGGUUAACACUUGACCUGGCAUACAAGCAAUAUGAGGUGUUGGAAGAACUUCGUCCAGGUUUUGAGCCAAUCCUGGUGGGCUCCACAGAGCUGCAGGGCCUUGAUAUGUCUGCACGCAGUUAUCACCAUGGGAACUUUGGUUCUCAAACCGUUUCACGCUACCAUCACACAAGUGUGCUGUAUGAUAUGGCAGCAGGAGGUCCAGAGCGACAGAGUGUUGACCUCAGCAUGACUGGUCGGGCUGGUAAUGGAUACACUUCUCCCCCACCUCCUCCCCCCUACUCACACUCUGAGGUGCUGCGUGUUGUGAGCCUGGACCUGUCACGUCAUCACCCUCAUCACCCCCAUCAUCAGCUGCCUGCGCCCCGUGCCAUGACCCCUUCCCCUGCCCCACCAGGCACACCCAACCAUGUUGUCCCAGAGAUGAAUCGAAUGUCCACAGUCAAUAACCAGGGACUGGUGGACCCAGGCCGUAUAUUGUCUCCUCCUCCUCAUCCCAGCUAUCAGACCUACCCUCUGUCACCUUCUCCAUACCAUCGAACAUCCCACAUAGCCUCUACAUCUCCCUCUGCAUACCAUCACUACUCAGGGUACUACUAAGGCAGCUGGAACUACUCAUGUUCAUAUUGAUCAUUAAUUAAAAUUUUUAACAUUUCUUGCAUAUGGAAUUUAAAUUUAAUAACUGAUGACAAGUUUGCAUUAAGUGUGGCAUAAAUGUUUUUAAAAGAGUGCAUUCAUUAUUAAUGUUAUUGGACAUGCUUCCAUACUGUUAUGUGUUCAUCAUCAGACAGAUUGUUGCUGUUUCUUAAUUUUAAGUAUUACCAUUACCAUCACCAUUACUGCUGCUACCACCACCCUUAUCAUUAUCAUCAUCGUCAUUAUUACUUGUGUAAUGUUUUAAUGUUAUAGUGUAAGUAUUCCUCAUCUACAAAUUAAUGCCAAAGAAUUGUAGUGAUGUCAGUAUUUGUCCUGGAA